This is a messenger RNA of Python bivittatus (Burmese python), 413 nucleotides long. NCBI's taxonomy places the organism in Eukaryota, Metazoa, Chordata, Lepidosauria, Squamata, Pythonidae. The record is from RefSeq and is a predicted model, not a curated record.
GACUUCCUCUCCCUCGCUGGAUCUUGGCGGCGGAGCCCUCGUUCUCCAUGAGCCCGGGGUGAACAGGUGCCCCGGAGGUGUGGAAGAUCCGUCCCCGGGUCCGCUUGGGCGGUGCGCGUCUCUCAGGGCGGAUUAUGGAGAGCAGCGACCGGGACAUGUAUCGCCAGUUUCAGGACUGGUGCCUCAGGACUUACGGGGACUCGGGCAAAACCAAGACGGUGACCCGUAAAAAAUACGAGCGGAUUGUCCAGCUCCUGAACGGCUCCGAGACGAGCUCCACGGAUAAUGCCAAAUUUAAAUUCUGGGUCAAAUCCAAAGGCUUCCAGCUCGGCAGUCCGGACGAGGUCAGUGGUGGUGGUGGUGCCGCUGGUGGCGGAGGGAUGCAAGUGCUGUACGUGCCGGUCAAGACCACG